AUGCAAGUCCAAGUUAGAACAAUAAAUGUUAUUUGUGCAGUAUUAUUAGUCUUAGCUGGUUUUCUCAUCGACAAUAAAGUUGAUGCUCGAGCAAUCAAAAGAAGAUCAUCUGAUGUUAGCGCGGAAGAGUAUAAACGUGCUCUAGUUGAUGCUUUGGCUCAUGCACUUGUUAAGUCACAUGAACGUAAACGUGGUAACUCUGGUGCAUUUAAUUCAUUGAAAGCAAACAGACGAGAUGACCAGGAGAUAUGGACUGAACACUAUGCUGGUGAAAGUGGUGAAAGUAGUCCAUCAGGGGCUGCAUCAGGCUCAUCCGGUGAUAGUAGCGCAUCAGACGCUGGACUCGAUUCAUGGUUGGGAUCAUUCCCAUCAGGCAAUGUCGAUUCGGAUGUAUGGACUGAAUCAGGCACAUGGGGUGAUAGUAGCGCAUCAGGGGCUGGAUCAGGCUCAUCAAACAAUGGCGAUCAAGAUGUAUGGACUGAAGGACGAUCACGAAACGGAAACAGACGAGAAGAACCAGAGUGGACUGAAACAGACACAUCAGGUGUUGCCGCUCCAUGGACUGAAACAGACUUAUCAGAUGCUUUUGAUCCCAAUAUGUGGUAUGAAGUAGCAUCACGAGCAGCAAAACAAACAGCAGGAACAGGAAAAACAAUGUUAAGCGCAAAAACAUAA
Molecule: messenger RNA, 675 nt
Organism: Adineta steineri
Lineage: Eukaryota; Metazoa; Rotifera; Eurotatoria; Adinetida; Adinetidae
Source: the annotation of a GenBank genome assembly